CCUAUGCCAGUGAAACAGUGUCAGCCAAACCUGUGUCGGUUAACUGGGUGUCAACCAUUCUGUGUCAGUUAAUCUGUGUCAGUCAUCUUCUACCUGACAACCUGUGUCGGUUAACUGGGUGAUAGUCAUCCUGUGUCAUUUAAGCUGUGUCAGUCAACCUGUGUCGAUCAACCGGUGUUAAGCUGUGUCAGUCAAACUUGUGCCGGUUAACUGGGUGUCAACCAUUCUGUGUCAGUUAAUCUGUGUCAGUCAUCCUCUAUUUGACAACCUGUGUCGGUUAACUGGGUGACAGUCAUCCUGUAUCAGUCAACCUGUGUCAGUCAACCUCUGUUAGUCAACUGGUGUCAGUUAACUUGAGUCAGUCACUUGUAUCAGUUAACCCUGAGUCAGUCAGCCUCUCAAACAUUCAACAGUUUCUAACCAGCGAAGGACUUGUAAAGGCGUGCGAGAUGAAAUUAAAAGGCAUAAACGUGUGUGUCAUCCUUUUGACCGUCAUGAACCACAGUCAGUCUGCUUCAGUCAGAGGGACUGGAGACGAUGACAUCCUCGUCGACAUCAAAGGCAAACUGGAGGAGAUUUGCCUUUCACUCAGUCGUUUGCUGAACUUAGUCAACUCUCUAACUACAAGUCCAGCGCCUCUCUCGUCAACCAUCUUAUCUACUGAGCUUCCACAUGCGUCAUCCACUCCUCUUCCACCUGAAACGUCGGGUGAUUCAUCGACUGAGUCAACCACAGAUUUCAAAACUGAUACGGCCACUUACUCCUCUGUUAUAUAUUCUACUGAUUUUCCUACUAAAAUAUCUACGUAUCUUACUACUUUCGAGGAAUCCACUCAGCUAUCUAGUGAAUCAUCCACUUUUCCUCCUGCUGAAUCAUCCACUUUUCCCACCGUUGAAUCAUCCACUUUUCCCACCGUCGAAUCAUCCACUUUUCCUCCUGCUGAAUCAUCCACUUUUCCCACCGUUGAAUCAUCCACUUUUCCUCCUGCUGAAUCAUCCACUUUUCCCACCGUUGAAUCAUCCACUUUUCCUCCUGCUGAAUCAUCCACUUUUCCUCCAGCUGAAUCAUCCACUUUUCCCACCGUUGAAUCAUCCACUUUUCCUCCUGCUGAAUCAUCCACUUUUACUAGCGUUGAAUCAUCCACUUUUUUUCCUGCUGAAUCAUCGACUUUUCCUGCUGAAUCGUCCACUUCUACUGAAUUAUCCCCUCUUCCUUCUGCUGAAUUAUCCAUUUCUGUUGAAUUAUCUUCUCUGCCUCCUAAACCACUUACCCAAUUAUCUACCAAGCCAUCUAAUCUACAUAGUGAAUCAAUAUUUCAACUUUCUACUAAAACAACUGGCUUCUUAACUGACAAAUCACCUGCUCCAGUAUUAACCCAGUUAUCGACAAAUCAACUUAUUGAGCAUUCCACUUACCCAUCAACUCAGUCAACCGCUCGAUCAUCUACUGGAAAAUCAUCUGCAGAAUCGACACAUCUUGCUACUGAAAAACAACGCACUGAAUCAUCUACAGAUUUAUUUAUUGAUUCGACCAAGACGUUAGUAGGAUUUGCAUUUAUUCAGCUCGCUACUGACUGGUCGAUCCCAACGCAAAAUGAAGCAAAUGAAAAUAUUGUGGAAAAGUCUACCGAACUAUCUAGUGGAGCUCAGGCGGUUAUAUUGACUGGUCCUUUCAGUCAGCAAUCAGGCGAGUCAUCUACCCACAUACUUACUAAAUCGACUGCUGAAUUAUCAACUAAACUGCAAGACACACGUGACAAGAACGAGCUAGCGAACGCACAAUUUUGCACCUCUCGAUACCAAGCACAGAAUUCGAAUUACGUCACUGGCAUCAAGACUUCCGGUAGAGAUUUGUGCAAACGUCUCUCCUCUGCUUUAGACAAUAUCCUUAAAGUCACGAGGAAAAUGAAAAUAGACAUAAUAAAAGAGGAACAGCGAAAGGAACUACAAGAAUAUUCCGAUGACUUAGAAGAGAGCGUGAUCGGAGUGGAACAAGACCCGCUGUUCAUUUACGCGAUAAAUGUCGAGGUCUUCACCGCAUACCUAAAGGACGUUGAUAAGUCCGUAGACGAAGCUAAGACAGCAGUAGAGGAGAAAAUGUCGACUUUCCCCACGUUGAUCGUCGUCGUGAGCUCCAUUGGCGCCUGCUUUGCGUCUGCGGUGCUCGUCUUUGGCGGCGUCUUGGUCUACAGGAAUAAGAAUUGCCUAAUGUGCCGUUCACAGUGAAGAAGAAAAAAAAAAAAAAAAAAAAAAAAAAGGAAAUGAAGCACAUGAAAGUACGAAGAUCACCGUACCACUGCAAGCGAGGAAGUGAUCUGCAGCGUUUGACUCUAAAUUUUGUGUGUGUGUCUGUGGAAAGAAGCUUCUGUGUGCUAUAUAGUAUAUGCGUAGACCGAGGUUUUGUGAUUCAGAAACAUUAUUCAUAUUACGAGAAAAUGUAGAAAGACUAUUAUUAUUUCUUGCAGACACGUCCGCACACACUAACUUCAUACACGCGUACUCCACGCACACACAAAAACACACAUGAGAUCGCUGGCUAUCACCCAUUGCCAAAAGUUAUCAAGACCGUUGCUAGAUAACUGAUAUAAGAUGAAUGACCUCUGUUCUUAGUAAAAUAUUCUCACAGAACAAUGAUAUCCUUAUUCAUGCGCAUACAUAGUAGGUAGGUAGUAUCUAUAACGGUGAUGGUAUUUCUUCCUUUGCACCAAUACCAUUAUCAGUACCACCCUAGAGUUAUCGGAAAGAGGUAGAAUUUGGUAAUAUGUAAAUUCAGUUUUGGAAGACACUUUCCUAGUACUGCAAUUUUGAAGUGCAAGGCAGGGUUGGCAGUGUAGUUCAUUAUAACAGCGAGUGCAAGAGGGAAGGGUGUUUUAAGACUGGCUAUAGGAGGAAAUAAUAAUUUGAAAACUGUGCUGGAACCUAUAUUUAUUUCCGCACAGUUGCUAUUCAUUCUUUUGUAUGAUGCUAAACUAUAAAUCUAUAUUGUAUAAAUCAAUAAACUAUGUUGUUAUAAAGAAUAUUAUUCAGACCUUCCCCCAUUUAAGAAAAAAAUCUUGCUCACAGCCCAUGGAAAUAGAUUGCAUGUUUUUUUUUUUUUGUUUUUUUUUUUUCUAAUGAUUAUCCCUCAAUGGAAAUGAAUAAAUAAAUCAAAAUAUUCCACAUUGCGCAUUAUCGUCAUUCUUUUAUUCAACAAAUAACCGAGAGACAUAAAAGGAAGGGAGGAAAGCGGAGAG
Molecule: messenger RNA, 3232 nt
Organism: Penaeus chinensis
Lineage: Eukaryota; Metazoa; Arthropoda; Malacostraca; Decapoda; Penaeidae
Product: mucin-3A-like
Exons: 5
Coding region: 450-2225 (591 amino acids)
Source: RefSeq, a predicted model, not a curated record